This is a messenger RNA of Penicillium robsamsonii, 1998 nucleotides long. RefSeq names its product fungal specific transcription factor domain-containing protein. Lineage: Eukaryota; Fungi; Ascomycota; Eurotiomycetes; Eurotiales; Aspergillaceae. The record is from RefSeq and is a predicted model, not a curated record. The transcript is spliced from 7 exons. Gene Ontology annotation, molecular function: zinc ion binding; DNA binding. Gene Ontology annotation, cellular component: nucleus. Gene Ontology annotation, biological process: DNA-templated transcription. The coding region runs from base 1 to 1998 and encodes 665 amino acids.
AUGCCUGAACCAUCUUAUGAGCAAACACCGUUUAGGCAGGACAAUCGGCCUACCUUAAUGGGGACGCCGCCUAUAUCACAACAAGCGUUUCCCUUGGUGGAAACUGCCGGGAGUUCAUCAUCUCCGCUUGACUGGCUGUCUACCCAUUACCUCCCCAACUCAUCGAGAAUCGCGAUUCUAGUCGAAGAGUAUUUUGACAACGUCCACCCUCUGCGCGCCUUUGCCUUUAUGCACAAACCUUCUUUCCUGCAACGAUUGGAUGGAGAACUUUCAAAAAAUCCCCACAAUAGUGCUCUUUUACAUGUGAUAUGUGCAUUGGGAGCCCAGUUUCAUGCUCUGUCAUACAGCGUGACUACAGCUCCACUUGAGCCCAAAUUUGUCCUUCUGGCAGGCACACAAUGGGCUAAAGUUGCCCAACGACUCAUUCUUGAGACCAUAGAUCGUGUAACCAUUGAAAGUCUAAUGGCGGCUGUUCUGCUUCAUGAUUAUGCCGUUCGAUUGGGGAACUUUGCAAACGCUUUCAUGUUGAGUGGACUUACCACGCGCAUGACCCAGGCACUACAGAUCAAUCUCGAAUACAACACCGACAUCCUCUGCCAGGAUACCGACAACGGCCUCCCAGUCACAGCAAAGGAGUCUCGUCGGCGGUUGAUGUGGAGCUGCUAUAUAAUGGAUGCGCUUGUUGGCAGUGGGGUAGACCAGCUGAUGCUGAUGGACGAAAGAGACAUCAAGAUUCAACUCCCAUGCAACGAGCGCAACUUCACUCAGCAAGUUCCCUGCCUAACAGAAACUUUAUAUCCUGGAAGUUGGCUCAAAAUCCUACCGGAAGAUAUAGAUACAAAGACUCUGUUGCCUAACAUGGGCAUAAUGGCAUAUUUCAUUCGACAGAUCUCAAUCCGCAAAAGGGUUCUAAGAUAUAUCAAGCAUUUGGGAGACGCUAUGGUUCCGUGGCACCCUGCGUCAGAAUUUGCUCAUUUAGAUUCAGAUUGCCGGGCGUGGUAUGACUCUUUACCAGCAAGUCUACAGUUUACACCAGAUGCAAUAUACAUUCGCAAAGACACUUCGCAGUUAGGCGCCCUGUGUUUGCUCCAUUGCACGCAUUAUCAAACCAUCUGUGACCUCUAUCGAUUAGGGGCCCCUGCGCUUUACAAACUCCGAGCCGCUUUCGACUUCCCUCCUGAACAGGGGGAAUUCCUUCGGCAUCUGCAACAAGUUCUCUUCGAUUCAGCUCGGGCUUUGGCAACUAUCAUUGGUCAAACAGCUGCGCAUGGUCCUCAAAUGUUGGCAGACUCCUGGCUUCCCACCAUCGCGUAUGACAGCAGCCGAAUCAUGGUAUAUCAUUUGACUCACAUCCUAGAUCCGCGUUCAGAGAAUGCACAAGCUCUGGUAUUGGCUGCAAUUCCCCUGCUGCGCAGUAAUAUCAACGCGCUAAAGUUAAUGGGAUCUCUCAAUGCAAUCGCCAGUUCACUUUCCUCCGCAGCAGAAACUAUGCUUGCUCGUUCCGGUAUUGAGUCUGAGGUGGUCACCCGAAACAUCAUACCCGAUGACCCGUAUCAGUCAGCCGAGGAGGAAGACACGAGUGACGACCAUAGACAACCUCCAGUUCAAAGUGCGCCGGAUUACGUCCUUAAUCCGCUCACUAUUUUCCGAAUGGCACGCAAAUCUAUACCAGAGCGGCAUGCCCCCGAGAAGGCGGGCAACACAUCCGCAUCUAAUAGUGUGCUCCCCGAAAGUGGUGUCGAUAUCGAUCAUUCCCCUUGCGAAAUUGUUAGUGAUACCGAGGCGGAAAACGGUCCGGCUGAGUUAGAAGUUGAGCAGCCCAGUCUUGAGGAGCUACAAAGCUUAUUCAUGUCUGAUCUUGGGUGGGCAUGGCAGCCCGCAGACACGGCAGUUGGAUCGGGAACUGAGGGAGGUGGCCUAUUGCCAUGGGCAGGUGGAUAUCCAACCACUCAGCCACAACCCUGGUUGCCUGUGUUUCCAUUUCCCCAGCAAAGUUGA